This is a messenger RNA of Acanthochromis polyacanthus (spiny chromis), 2800 nucleotides long. RefSeq names its product secretory carrier membrane protein 2, like (gene scamp2l). Gene Ontology annotation, cellular component: trans-Golgi network membrane; recycling endosome membrane. The transcript is spliced from 9 exons. The record is from RefSeq and is a predicted model, not a curated record. Lineage: Eukaryota; Metazoa; Chordata; Actinopteri; Pomacentridae. The coding region runs from base 289 to 1452 and encodes 387 amino acids. Gene Ontology annotation, biological process: protein transport.
CCCAGUUUUCCCCUGUUUUCUUGUCUAAGUCAGCUUUGCGCAGAUGUUUGCAAUUAUUCCGACAGCACCUGAAGGCACCUUUAAGCCCUUAAAAACCAGAAUAAAUGCUUUAAAACGAGAUCCACUUUGUGCGUUUACCGCAGCAGACUGCAUCUCAUUCCAGCAGACAUGUGUGGGCCGAGCAGACUGUCACGAGAACCGCAUGUUUGGCUCCAGUUCCCAUUAUUUCUAAAAAUACAGUCGAACUAAUUGAUUAGAAAUGACUCGGGACAGGCGGCCUCCCGAAACAUGACGCGGCCCACCAAGGGAGCCACGCAUGCGCAGAGGCCCAGCGUCGCAGAGGGAGCAGCACCAUCGGCAGCAGCAGUAGCAGCUCCGGGGAGACUCAGGAGUUGGUCGGUGUGUUUGUUUCACCAGGAUAAACUUCUCUACACCAUGUCGGGAUUUGACGCCAACCCCUUCGCCGACCCGGUGGACGUGAACCCCUUCCAGGAUGUGUCGGUCAAACAAGCCACCGGCAGAGUCUCUGAAAACGUCGGAGAGUUCAACCCGUUCUCUGCUCCUGACAUGGUGAAUAACUCGGCCACCACCAUCCCCAUCUCCGCUGCCUCGUCUCAACCCGCCGUGCUGCAGACGUCUGUGGAGCAAAGCGCUCAAGCGACUGCAGCUGCUGGCCAGGCCAACCUGAUCAAACAGCAGGAGGAGCUGGAGAGGAAAGCAGCCGAGCUGGAGAGGAAGGAGCAGGAGCUGCAGAACAGGAGCACGAGUGGAGGAACCAGCUCUGGGACUAAAGAGAACAACUGGCCUCCUCUGCCAAAGUUCUCCCCGGUGAAUCCCUGCUUCUAUCAGGACUUUGAGGAGGAAAUCCCAGAGGACUACCGCAGAAUCUGCAAGAGGAUGUACUACCUCUGGAUGUUCCACAGCGCCACUCUGUUCCUCAACGUGUUGGCCUGUCUGGCUUACUUCACUGCAGACACCGCUGCUGGUGUGGACUUUGGUUUGUCCAUCCUCUGGUUCAUCCUCUUCACUCCUGUGGCCUUCAUCUGCUGGUACAGACCCGUCUACAAAGCCUUCAGGUCCGACAGCUCCUUCAGCUUCUUUUUCUUCUUUUUCGUCUUCUUCUUCCAAGUGGCCGUGUACAUUAUCCAAACUGUGGGGAUUCCCAGAUGGGGAAACAGCGGAUGGAUCGCAUCGAUCAGCAUGAUCCGCUCUAACCUGGCCGUUGCCGUGGUGAUGAUGGUAGUGGCCGGAUUUUUCACCGUAAACGCCGCCCUGGCUGUCGUCCUGCUCAAAAUCGUCCACUCUAAGUACAGGAGGACCGGUGCCAGCUUCUCCAAGGCCCAGCAGGAGUUCUCCCAGGGAGUUCUGACCAACCGGUCCUUCCAGAACGCUGCUUCCAGCGCCGCUACCUCCGCUGCCCAGGGAGCGUUCAGCAGAGGUCAGGGGAAUUAGACGGUUUCCCACAAGGCGUGUCUCCUCUCUGAUCAGCAGCCUCCAGCAUUAUUCAAGGGGUUUAGGAGGGUUUGAUUAUUUAAAGAAAUAAAGACUACAAGAAACUUAUGAUGACGUCAGCCUAGUGAGGCGUCGCUAUUCACCACUCCUGCUAUGAAACCAGAUGUACUCUGUGAUCAGAUCUGGAGGUCUUCUGGAUGUAAUGCACCUGGUGCAUGUUAAUGAUCAUCAGUUAACGUGUUUGAAGUCUGUUAUGGGAAAUGUACUGUAGAAACUGAAAACAAGUGAAGUUAAACAGGAGGCAGAGUGGCUGUAAAUAAAAAUAAAAAAAUGAUCAGAACUAACUCCUGAAAUGCAUUUAACACGACGUCAUAGAGGCCAGCGUGAGCUUAUCUGCAGGGAAAAGGUGCGUUUGAUUAAUUCCCAUCAUUCUUAAUGAUGAAAUAACUCUGUGGGGCCUUAAGAAGUAAACAGUUUGGAUUACAUUAGAAGCAUAUCUGACAUGAGAAUGUUUGACCAUCAGUGAAUGAUGGAUCCAUGUAAUGUGUGUAGACUUAUUUAAUCACAGCAUCAGCAUGUCGAGCCUUCAUUCUGACCCUCAUAUUGUAAUAAUAUCUAUAAAACACUUUACAUUUUCUGAUUGCUUUGCUCUGAGACACACUGGAUGAUGAUCCUGUUCCACUGCUGACUCUGAUGAUUUCCUGACUGUGUGAUGAUUAAUGAAGGUUGUUUUCUUUGUACUGUUUUAAUCGGGUUUUUGAUGAAGUGAGGCGAAUGAAGCUGAGUUUUAAAGUGGGUGUUACAUUCCUGUUUUCUGUCGUAGUUCUGAGCCUUACUGUGGUUAAAAUGAGAGGCGGGGUUUGUUCAUGUAACGUCACUGACAUCGAGUUUAGAUGAUUUACUUUUCUAAGAAGUGCAUUAAUGAGCAGAAAGAACACUAUUUGUCUGUCAGUUAUUUAUUCUUUCACCUUUGUACCAAUAGUAAAUACACUGCAGACUAAAGGCACAUGUUUCUGACACAUAGAUUGUAUUUUCUAACUACUUUUUAGGUAUUUUCAUGUCUUUACGUGUGUGUGUGUAUAAACGCUGUCUGAUCCCAUGUUAGUGCGACGCUGAAUCACUUCGUUUAGGAUUAACCUCGGUGCCUUUAAACAGACGUAACCUACCAGGGGAUUUAAGCACAGGGUUCUUGAUUAUUAGUCUGAUUUUUAGGGGAGUUUGUAUCACGGUGAAGUUUCCCUGUCAUGAUCUGAAUGUGUGUUGAGACGUCGUGUACAUAUCGGUGACUUAUUUAAGGGUGUUUGUUGAACUUUCUCGGUCUUAACAUUAAAUAAACUGUUAAAUUGUU